UCUCUCUCUAAAUCGAAACGCGUAGGACGCAAUAAUUUCUAGAAUCGUUGAUCCGAGUCGAUUAGCGUAAUGAAAUUGACGUAGUUUUCGAUGAACGCGGCCGACAUGCGGAUUCAGGAAUUAUCGACUCAUUGAAAUUCGACGAACGGAAACGUCCGUCGUAAUCGUCCUCGAUCGUAGCUUGCGAUCUCAGCAGAGUCGAUUAAACGAAGAUAACACAUUCGCAUGCGUGUACGAUAUUUACGGAAUCACGUAGAGGAACAUUGGUGGAUAUAUAAUAGCUAUUUGUUUUCAUAAACAUUUGCCGUAUCGUUCUAUGUUUGCCAUGUCGAAACAAAAGGAAUAAGCAAUUCUAUUGCAUUCUAAUAAAGUGUUGCUUAAUUGCAACGACAAAUUUAUUUCUUACGCAAGCCAUUGAGUAUCGAUUGAAAGUAACGCCCUUGAAAAGUACGAAACUCUGUCAAAUUGAGAAACGUUAUAAUAAUAUAUUAUCGGAUCGGUAAUUAAAUCGGAUCAGCUGUACGGAAACGAUAAAUCCAUGUAACCUAGUCAAUUACGUAUUCUAUAACUAUAACUAUGAGUUCUCUCGAGCGUAUACCUUCUCUCUAGGAGACGUUUAAGUGAUUUUCGAGUGAAAGCCUUCGCCGUAAUUUACCCUAUUGUUCUUCGAAUCGUCCUUUCCACGUUGCUCUCGCAAGCUUCCAUCGUUUAACCUAUGUAUAUGCAAAUAAGUAUACGCGACAACGCGUCAUUUCGCCUUUCUACGUUAGACUCGACGACCAUCCCCGGUAGAUGAUUUAUGAUAUCGAAGGAAAUUCGUUAGGAGCGUAAUGGGAUAAGCGCGAUGGGGGAAAGAAAAUAAACAAAUGAGAUUAAUAUCAUCAGGAAUCGAUCUCCUUUCCCUCCCUUCGCGUUCGCGUUCGUCUUCGCGUUCGGCUUAUGAUCGGACGUAAAAUAUUUUCGCAAAAGUGGAUCAAGCGUAUCGAACGUAUUCAGAGAUAAGAACGACGCGCGAGAUCGUUUUCCAAAGCACGUCCUUGCAAGUAGAUGAUUACAUUGAAAUUGCGAAAUUCCUCGAGAUUUACGUCGUUGCGAUCGACGAUCAGAAAUAAAAAUAAUAAAAAGAUAAAAAGACGUAACCUCGCUCGUGUUCCUAACGCGAUUACGAUUUCACAUACGCGAGCGAUAAAAAAGGAAGAAAAAAAAAAAGAAAAAAGAAAAAGAAAAGAAAAGAAAAGGAAUAUUUAAAGAGAUCACGUUGAGAAGAGACGGGGAAGGAGUUGUUAUCUAAAUUGCUCUCCGUCCGUCGCUGCUCCCGUCGAUCUUUAUCUUUAACAAUCUCGAGUAUAAGAUAACAUUAAAUAAUUUCAAACAUAAAAAAUUCCAAGGCGCGCUGUGCGGUAUCGGGCGAGGAUAAAAGUAUAAUUCUACUCGGUAUGGAAUAAUCGUUUUCUCGACGAUGAUAAAUCAUACGAGAUAAAAUAAAAAGAUAAGAUUGGCAAGUCGAACGCUACCCCACCUGAAAUGUCUAAUUAGGCAAUGGGCAACCGAGUGGAGCUGCGAAGGGAGCUGCAAACUUCCGAAAGACCACGACGUGCGGCGACUUUCAACGAUCGCAGCCAGCUGAAGUAUGCUCGCCGAUUGGUCGUCAAACUCGGAAGCGCGGUGAUCACGAGAGAGGACGAGCACGGUCUGGCCCUUGGUCGUUUAGCCUCCAUCGUCGAGCAAGUGGCCGAGUGCCAGAACGAAGGUCGAGAAUGCAUCAUGGUGACUAGCGGAGCCGUUGCCUUCGGCAAGCAAAAACUCACGCAAGAGCUGCUCAUGUCUUUGUCGAUGCGAGAGACACUUAGUCCGGCAGACCAUACGCGUGAACAUGCCGGAACACUUUUGGAACCUAGAGCGGCAGCGGCCGUAGGCCAGUCCGGGCUUAUGUCUCUCUACGAUGCCAUGUUCGCUCAAUACGGCGUGAAGCUGGCACAGGUGUUGGUAACGAAGCCUGACUUUUACAACGAGGAGACCAGAAAGAACCUGUUUAGCACGUUGAGCGAAUUGAUCAGUCUAAACAUAGUGCCAAUCAUCAAUACCAACGACGCGGUCUCGCCACCGCCUCACGUUGACGAGGAAGUAGCUGGCGGAGGUGGAAGAAGAGGAAUAUCCAUAAAGGACAACGACUCUUUGGCUGCGAUGUUGGCGGCAGAGGUCCAGGCCGAUCUACUCAUUUUGAUGAGCGACGUCGACGGUAUAUACAAUCUUCCCCCGUGGCAGGAUGGCGCCAAGAUGUUGCAUACCUUUAGUUCGGACUUGAGGGGUACGAUAAAGUUUGGACAAAAGUCUAAAGUCGGUACAGGUGGUAUGGAUUCGAAAGUAAACGCUGCCCUAUGGGCUCUGGACCGUGGGGUCUCGGUCGUUAUUUGCAAUGGCACUCAAGAGAAGGCAAUCAAGAGCAUCAUGUCGGGUAGGAAGAUAGGCACGUUCUUCACGGAGACCACCGGCUCCUCGAUGCCCGUCGAGGUCGUCGCCGAGAAUGCACGCGUUGCCAGUAGAACGUUGCAAGCACUCCGACCGGACGAACGAGCUAACUGCAUCAACGUUCUGGCUGAUUUAUUGGAGACCCGACAGAAAGAGAUCCUAGAGGCAAACGGUAAGGACCUUGAGGCUGCGAGCAAGACCGGUCUUGCGAAACCUUUGCUCUCGCGAUUAUCCCUUUCCUCCGCUAAAUUGAAAUCUUUGAGCGCGGGUCUACGGCAAAUAGCGGAAGACUCUUUGGAGAACGUUGGCCGUGUCUUGAGAAGGACCAAAUUGGCCGAAGGAUUGGAACUUAAACAGAUAACCGUGCCGAUCGGUGUCCUUCUCGUUAUAUUCGAAUCGCGACCCGACAGCUUGCCGCAGGUAGCAGCACUUGCUAUAUCCAGUGCCAACGGACUCCUCCUGAAGGGCGGAAAAGAAGCUACCAACAGUAACAAGUAUCUGAUGGAAUUGGUGAAGGAAGCGCUCGGUACGGUGGGUGCCUCCAACGCGAUAUCUCUCGUAUCGACGAGAGAGGACGUAAGCGACCUAUUGUCGAUGGAAAAGCACAUCGACCUGAUUAUUCCACGCGGUAGUUCUGAUCUCGUACGUACCAUCCAAGAACAGUCGAAGCAUAUACCGGUACUCGGUCAUGCCGAGGGUAUCUGUCACGUUUACGUCGAUAAACAGGCCGAUCUGGAUAAGGCCCUCAAAAUUGUGAGAGACUCGAAGUGCGAUUAUCCGGCAGCUUGCAACGCCAUGGAAACGUUGCUAAUCCACGAGAGCCACAUGAACGGGUCCUUCUUUACGGACGUUUGUAACAUGCUGCAAAAGGAGGGCGUGAAGAUCUACUCGGGGCCAAAGCUAAGGGAAUUAUUGACGUUCGGACCGCCUGCCGCGAAGAGCAUGAGAACCGAGUACGGUUCCCUCGAGUGUACGAUCGAGGUCGUCUCCGAUAUCGAAGAUGCUAUAACUCAUAUCUACAAGUACGGGAGCGCGCAUACGGACGUCAUCGUUACGGAGAAUAACGAGAGGGCGGUUCACUUUCAAAGAGAGGUCGACAGCGCUUGCGUAUUUCAUAACGCGAGCACCAGAUUUUCCGACGGUUAUAGAUUCGGCCUUGGUGCUGAGGUUGGCAUUUCAACGGCUCGAAUUCACGCACGUGGCCCGGUAGGAGUAGACGGUCUCUUGACAACGAAAUGGAUUUUGCACGGAGACGGACACGCUGCUGCGGACUUUGCCGAAGGCGGCGACAAGAGUUGGUUGCAUCAAUCGUUGCCUUUGAACGAGUAUAAAUGAAUCGAGUACGACGGAGUACGACGAAGUACGAAGCUCGAGCGUAAACGUUGUCAAUUAUUUUAAAACGAUACGUGAUCGAUAAAAACAAUCAUUUACUAUC
Messenger RNA from Vespa crabro (European hornet), 3904 nucleotides. RefSeq names its product delta-1-pyrroline-5-carboxylate synthase (gene P5CS). Gene Ontology annotation, molecular function: glutamate-5-semialdehyde dehydrogenase (NADP+) activity; glutamate 5-kinase activity; ATP binding. The record is from RefSeq and is a predicted model, not a curated record. The transcript has 6 exons. Lineage: Eukaryota; Metazoa; Arthropoda; Insecta; Hymenoptera; Vespidae. The coding region runs from base 1540 to 3804 and encodes 754 amino acids. Gene Ontology annotation, cellular component: mitochondrion; cytoplasm.